GUGAUUAUUGGUUAUUGAUUUAUGAUGCUCAUCCUCCCUGUCAGUCAUCACCAUCCUCCUCUUCCUCCUCUUCCUCCUCUUCCUCCUCUCCGUCAUCCACUCCAUCAACAAAAUGGCUGUCGGAGAGGUCUCCUCUGCGCAUGCUCAGCGCACCUCUGCCAGGGAGGGCAGGGCAGGUAUCUCUCCGCCGCCGGCAGACUGACACACACUCCCGGUUCGGCUCUCAGUCCAGCAUGAGGCGGCAGGAGGCGCGAGGAGACACCGACUGAUCAGAGCCCCGCAGCCCCGCCGCUCUCCGCCCGAACCCGGACCCCGUCUGGAGGCUCCGCGCUGAGCUCCGACCGGACACUUUGACAGGAGUUUACCGGCUGCAGGGGAACCGACAGCGGCCAGAGAGAGAGACACCGCCCCGGACACAGGUGAGGGGGAACUUCAGCCGCUUCCAGGUGCGACGAUCCGGAUUUGCGCGCGGCUUUUACGCACAGGAGGACUCUUGGGGAGAGUUAUGGGUCUCCGGGGGAAGCUGGGAAUCUGAGCUCCCCGAGUCCGAGGAACUGGACUAACUGGACGCCGAUUUGUUCAAAUCUUCCCCAUCUUCCUCCCGCGCUGCCCCCCAGGUGCUCACAAUGUUCCAGCACAGCAAUAACAAGAAAUGCUUCACCAUCGAGUCUCUGGUCGGGAAGGAGGCGCUCAGCCACAGCGGCGGCUCUGGGGAUGAGCCCAUCCGGCCCACGGCGCUCCGGUUCCCGGAGUCCCUGCACCCCGCCGCCGCCGCCGGGGUCUUCGGCUCCUGCUUCCAGGGGAGCAGUGGGAGGACUUUGUACUCGGCGGGGCCGGACUUGGUGCUCCAAGAGCCCGGGCCGCACAGCCAGAGCCCCGGUGGGCUGCCGCUGCACCCGCUGCAAUCCCCCCCGCAGAGCUUCUUCAGCCCGCAGCACCGGGACGCGCUCAGCUUCUACCCCUGGGUGCUCCGGAGCCGGUACCUGGGACACCGCUUCCAAGGGGAGGACAGCAGUCCGGAGAACCUGCUGCUUCACGGUCCGUUCUCCAGGAAACCCAAACGGAUCCGGACGGCGUUCUCACCGUCUCAGCUGCUGCGACUGGAGCGAGCCUUCGAGAAGAAUCACUACGUGGUCGGAGCCGAGAGGAAGCAGCUGGCCAGCGGGUUGUGUCUGACCGAGACGCAGGUGAAGGUGUGGUUUCAGAACCGCAGGACGAAGCACAAGCGUCAGAAGUUGGAGGAAGAGUCUCCUGAAGCUCAGCAGAAGAGGAAGGGCAGCCAGCACGUGAACCGCUGGAGAGCCGCCACACAGCAGCCGGGAGGAGAGGACGUGGACGUCAUCAGCGACGACUAGACUGCAGCACGCACACACACACACACACACACACACACACACACACACACACACACACACACAGUCUCACUGUCAGCAUCUAAAUAACUUUAAAGGUGUGUUCAGGUGCACAGGGAUCUGGAAAAAAACACAUUUACAAAAAUGUUCAAUAGGUUGAAAAAUAUUUUGGAGUGAAAAGAAUUCACCCUUUUGAGGUGAUAAUCUUUUUUGUUUAACUUAGAUAAAUGAUCAUGAUCAUCUUUCAGGGCUUUCAGAGGUUGAAAAUUGAAACUUAAAAAGUAAAAUUUUCAAAUAUUUUAAACUUAGAAAAAGUUAAAAGUUUAAAACAUUUCACUUGCCUUUCAGGGCUUCCGUAUGUGAACAGGAUGAGCUAAUGUGGCUAAUGACGACCAAAACAAACUGGUUCUCACCUGGAACCAAAAAACAGCAGGUUAACCUGGAUUUCAAUGGUUCCAGGACCGGUUCAAGAACCAGAGAUAAUUUGGUGGAAAAACACAACAAAAUUUUGCAGGAAAUCUUUGAUAUUAAAAACAGCAAAUAUCUGCUGUAAAUAAAUAAUAAUAAAUGAUAAAUAAAAAGAUUAAAAUGUGACUGUGGAGGAGGAAGAGCGCUGAAUCCCCUGAACGCACCAUCCAAAGGAAAACAAAAGUGCACAAGAGGCAGACAUUGAACGCACCAUGAAGCAACUUUAGAUGUGACGCAGUGAAAAGAAAAGAAAUAUGAGCCGUAAUAAAGAUUUUAGAGCCUUCAGAUUCAUUAAAUGUUGCAGCAGUCGGCCCAAAAACAACAGAAAAUACUUUAAAGACUUAAAGUUUGUAAGUAGUUUACUUACUGAAAGCGGCGGCCCCUGUGGAUAAAAGCGGUAGUGCUUCUACCUCCACACAUUAAUAAUUAAUAUUUAGAAAUAUAAAAUAUAUUAUCUGUGUAUGUCGCUCAUUAAGAGGCUUCAGUAUUAAAUUUAUUCUGUUUAUAACCAUAAAAACUCUUUGUGGUACAUUUAGUCUAAUUCAUUAAUCGAAUAUGGCUGCCUUUCUGCCUACAUUUCAAAAUAAAAGUAUGAUGUUGGAACUUUGUGUGAUGACGGUGCGUUCAAGCUCAAACUCAUUUGUUAAGCCGCUUGCCGACAGAUUGUCUGGUUAAUGACGAAGCGCCGGCAUUUCGUCUUCUCUGAUUUCAACACGAUUCACUCAGAUUGAAAAUAAAACUUGUGACUCACUUAAAACGAGUAACAUGAUGCAGACAGAGUCAGGUGGAGGUGUUUUCAUGUUCAGGCAGAACUUUAAUUAUUCGGCAGGUUCCUCUAAGUGGUCGCAUCAAUCUGCCAAAACACAGAAAUCUUCCUCUGGUCUUCCUUUACGGCUCAGGUUUCUUUAGUUUGGUUCCUGUUGCUAAAAAUAUGAACUUCUAAGAACAAAACUCAACAUUUUAUUGGAUAUUUAUUCUAAUCUGAAUCUUCUGUUGCUGCAGAGAUUUACACACACUGACACACACACACACACACAGAGCUCACCUUUCCGAGGACUGAUGGAUGUCCCUGAAGGCAUCGGCCGCUCAUGCAAACAGCAGGAAACUCACCUGUUGACCUGUCGGAGAUAAUAAACAGCUACGAGGGAGGAGCUUAAAGAAACUGUCACUUCCUGUCGGAGUUGGACUGACGGCGAGAUUCGACGCUUCAGAGAGGAAAAAAAAAACCAAGAAUCUAACGAACAGGAGUCCGAACGUGGUCACAGCUGUUGACUGAACGGUUAAAGAUGGUGGAUUUUGGUGCCAAACGAAACCAGCGUCCUGAAAAAAGAGACGGUUUAAAGCGAGAAGCUGCUCUGCUGAAGGUUUGCGAGCGUCUGUUGGCGACAGACGGCGGGCGGCUCGCAGGAAAUCUGCCCGACUCAACAACAUGUCUGAAAGACAGAAAAUAAGGUUCCUCCAGCAGAGAGAAACAGAAACUUUCUCCUUAAAGCAUCCGGCUGUGAUGUUCUUUACAUUCCAGACUCCAUUAACAUUUCAGGGGAUUUCAGCGGCUCUUUGUACGAGACUGUUGAGACUUUCAGUGAACAGAUUCUGUCAAACAGUUUCUUUCUGGAGUCAUCAGAGUGAAAUUAAUCAGAUAAAUCAGGUUUUAAACUCAGAAACAAACAUUUGAGUUUAACGUUGACACCAAACACGCAGCUUUAACUCUGAGCUGAGAAUGAUCAGACAAUCGAACACAGUUUGGUUUGGAUUCCUGUGAUCACAGCAGCGUUUCAGUUACUGUAAAGGAAUCAGACUGUGAAUGCAAACACACACAUACACCAUUGAGCGUAUCGAUUGAACUUUAACAGACGUCUGAAAGAUCUUAUCUUAGAGUUACUGUCGAAGCUAAAACAGGUUAUGAAGCUGCUCGUUAACAAACUGUCCCGUUAGUGACCGACUCAUGUUCUGAACCUCGGCCAACUUCCUCCUUUCCUGUACUUAGAGAUGCUACAUGCUAGGCUAAUCUAUGUUGAAUUGUCUAUCAAUCGUUAGCUAUCGCGUGUAGCUAGCUGGCUAGCAAUUCAUUUUGAUGGGCUAGCUCGUGUUUUGCUACAGAGCAGAUUAGCUUAGCAUGUAGCAUAUCUAAGUACAGGAAAGGAGGAAGUUGACCGAGGUUCUGAACUGUGAUUGGAGCACAGAGUGAAAAGGGGCGGGGCUUAGGACAGUUGAAUCUGAACACAAGUUUUAACUCAUUUAGCCGAUAGCAUCCUGGCAAAGCAUCAUGGGAAUUAUAGUUUAUAUUUAAUCUUGAACUGUGGCUACAUGGACGCUGUUAGCGUUUUAUAUUCAUUUGACUUUAACGUCGUUCACAGAAUAAAUAGUUUAUCACUGCUGUUCUCGGGCUUCAUUUGAAAAGCAUUCUGGGAAGUGUAGGAAAAGAACGAGUCAAUGUGGAACAUCACAAACUGAUGAUAUUUAAGAGUUUAUAGAUUUAAAGUGAAACUCUUCCUGCUGGAGGAACCUGAGAUCUUCUUUCUGCCCCGAAUGGAAAACAGCUGUUUAAUAAUAAUAAUAAUAAUAAUCUCAUUAACUCAAACCAACAAGGUGUUCAUCUGUCGCUCAGCUCAGAGCCGAUUCGUUUGGGGACUAUUUUCAGCGGCGGAUUGAUCCACAUUUGGUGCUCUAGUGCGUAUUCGGGGCAGUGUGUGUGUUCGUGGUAAUGAAGGAACACGUCACCGAGGACACACACACACACAAGACAUUGUUGGUUUGAGUCCAUAUGAAAUAACAGCUCCUGUAUAUUAGGGUUGUUUUUCACCGCCUUGCUCAGCGGCACUGCGGCAGAGCAGCUGAACCCGCAGCAGUUUUCACUCUGCUGGUUGUUUGUUUUUUUUUUGUCUUUUUGGAAACAAAAUGUAGGUAUUUAUGUAAAAAAAUGGAUUUGAAAAAAAGUAUUCUAUGCAUCUGAUGUGUAUAUAAUGAUAAUAAUAAUAAUAACGUGUGGACUGUUUGUUUGUUUGUUUGUUUGUUUGUUUGUUUGUUUCUUUCACUGCAUCCGUUCAUCUGUUUGUUUUCUGCUUCCCGGACAGAUUUACCUCAUCAUCUCCUUAUGUAGCACUUCUUCUUCUUCUUCUUAGUCAGAUCUAUUUUUUCAUCGUUUUAGGAUCGAAUGCACUAACUGUACAACUCGCCUCCUUUCAGGAAGGAGACACGGGACAGAAGCUUUGUACUUCCUGUGUUCAGAUUUGGAAAAAAUAUAAAUAAAAUGAAAUGAAAUCAAA
Dicentrarchus labrax (European seabass) is the source of this 5086-nucleotide messenger RNA. It is a transcript of the gene emx3, whose product is annotated as empty spiracles homeobox 3. Lineage: Eukaryota; Metazoa; Chordata; Actinopteri; Moronidae. Gene Ontology annotation, molecular function: DNA-binding transcription factor activity, RNA polymerase II-specific; DNA binding. Gene Ontology annotation, biological process: brain development; regulation of DNA-templated transcription; neuron differentiation. The record is from RefSeq and is a predicted model, not a curated record.